CCUGCUCCGCGGUGCCUGACUAUUUACUGUAUAUCAAAUUAAGUAACCGCAACAUUGAAUAAUGCGUAAUUCAUUGCACUGGAAAUAUAGAAGACAAGACUGCAGAGGAAUAUCUAUCUCUUUUUAUUACCAUUGCGAAGGAAUCUACUUUUGAAUAAUUUGGGAUUGAUUUAGGAUUCAGUUUCAGAAACUUUGGGAUUGAAGACCUGCCAACACUUGGCAACCCUGGUUUGAGAGCGUCCCAUUUGUCUCGUAGUGAUGUCGAGGCAAUUUCUGAAACGAGGUUUUGCACUUGAUGGCCUAAAGUGUGUUUGAGGAUGCUGUAAUUUUAAACAUGAAAAAGACAUGAGCCAAAUAUUUAUUUUCAUGAAAAAGUUCCCGAAAAAGAUAGCAAAGCUAGUUUUGUUUCCUAAACUCGGCAACUUCCGAAAAGCAAAUUGCGAAAGCUCCAACGACGAGGCACAGAGCUAGCCAUCAAAAGGUGUUGAAGACACUCGUAUUUGUAGCAGGUCUACACAGUUGAAUCAUUAAAUGGCUCAGAAUCCAGAUGAUGACGACCCAGUUGUGCAAGAGAUUGAUGUAUUCAUGGCAAAAGCACUUGCUGAUAGAGUAUACAUCUUUCAGUACCCUGUGAGACCAUCUUUCUUAUCUUAUGAUGAAACAAAUCAUAUUGCUGCAAGAAUCAAACCCAAACAUCAAAAGGUUGAGCUAGAACUGGCCCUCAACAGUGACUGCCCAACCUACUGUGGGCCCAGAGGAGAGCAAAUUGCCUAUGCUGUUGAUGAGGCAUCAACUUCAUCCAAAAGUCAGGAACCCUACUACCAAAGUGGCUUAAUGGACAAGCAAGUUCUGACUUCUGUGAAGGCUUCAGAACCAACUGGCAGAUAUGUAGCUGGUGUUUUGAAAAAUGGAGCGCUUCAUUUGACUCCAAUCCAUGGUUUCGUGCAGUUGCGCCCUUCGUUUGAGUACCUCAACAGGGCGGACGAUAAUAAGCAAACAACAUCAAGCACAACUAUCGAGGACAACGACGAUGACGAUGAAGAAGCAAAACCUGUCGUGGCCCGAUUCACAAAAUCUGCAACGGACGAAAGUAUAAAAAAGAAGCGGCAGAGUUUUCACAGCAUCGAGCAGAAACUAGCUGAGGAGCCGUGGAUAGAAGUUGACUACCAACAGCCAACGUCAUCAAAAGCAACAUCGGAAAGGAUGCUAUUAUAUUGUCAUCAAACGGAUUUCGAGUCUCCAGAAUUCACGGCAACUUCACGAGAAUAUCUCAAAAUAUUGACACCAAAACCAGAAGGCAAGGAAAGCCAUCAAGUCGAGCUGCCACAUGGUGUCUUGUCAAUGGCUUCAUUGCGAAAGAUGCACAUAGCCGACCAAAUUAAAGCACUUCUUACCAAUGCAAAAGUUAUACAGUUUCACCACUUACUGGCGUUGCUUGGACCUGGCUUGGAUGAAAAAACCAUCUUGAAAGGCCUUCAUGAUUUUGCGGUAUUGGUUCAAGGAUGCUGGGUUAUCAAGAGUGAUGUUCUGUACCCAAAAGGAAGCAAGAGUCAAGUGAGUGGUAUCGAUGGCGAAGCCAUUUGGCCCACGCGUAAUUACAUAAUUUGGCUCUUUAACCACAAAAGAAUAAUUGAGCGCAAAGAGUUAACUUCUGUUACGAGAAUUCCAAGCGAAGAAUUGCGAGAUAUACUUGAGCAAGUAGCUCGUCGCAAACCUCCACAAAGCUGGGAAUUCAUGCUUCCGACCGACACUGACUUCGUUAUCAAGCACCAAGACGUCGUUAAAUCUCAAAUGGAAGUUUGGCAAGAUUUGGUCGCAAGACUAAAUCAAUCGCUAAGCCUGACCAAAGAUCUCGUUAUUACUGAUAAUGACAUACUUCCGGGUUUGGAUGCCAGUGUUCGCAACAAGGUGACUCGAGGCAGAUCAAAGUCACGUGAGAGUAUAGAAAAACAGAAACGAGGUGGUGGUAGGGAAGAGGAAGCAACGUCGAAAAAACCAAGUAGCAAUGGGAAAAUUGCGUUUACUAAUGAGACAGAAAAGCUCUCAGACCAAAUAGAAUCAGACAGUAAAAUAAACGAAAUAGCAAAUAUCAGGGUUAAAAUGGAGCCUUGUGAUACCGUAAAUAUCAAAGAAGAACCUGUUGAUUCUAAUGAUCUUAUAGAACACUCAAAUGAAAUGGCAAUGGACUUGGAUGAUAAUAGUUCAUUUGUUGACGGAGAUUCGAACUCAAGCUCGAUUUCUUUGCCAUUUAUCCCACCAGCAGCCUCGGGAAAGAGUCUCCAGGCUGUCGAUAAACCUCCAUCUGAAAUUUUCUUGAAAGAGCUUGAAAAAUUUAUCAAACAAACCUUAAAAGGCAGCUGUUUAUGUCUAGCCGAGUUCAAAGAAAUACUCCAGCUAAGCCAACAAGAGCCAGGUAACAUUUUGUGCAGCGGUGUGUCAGAUGAUGUCUUAGAGGAGCAAAUUCUUAAUACAGGGGCCUGUCAGCUCAGCCUGAAGUGGCCUGAUAAUUGUGCUGUGAGCUCGGAAAGAAGAAAGUUAUACAUGUUCAUGAAAGUUGGCGACUCUAUGGAUAAGUAUCGCAAAGUUGUUAUUUCGAUGUUUAGUGAAGGAUUCUGUUUCAAGAAGUCAGACAUAAACAAAAGAUUGCAAGAAAAACUUGGCUCUUCAUUAACAAAUCACAUUUUUCCAAGAUUCAUGGGGGAAUUCUGUGAAAAGUAUGGCAAUUCUUGGUACCUCAGAGGGACAUACAAAGCAGCCUUUCCAGACAGGUAGCACUUCCAAUAAAACAGAUAGCAUUUUAACAAUACAAUCAAUAAUACAAUCAAUGGCAACAUGUUGGGACAUUGAAAUGAAUUUGAAAAUGACAGAGCUGUGCAACAGAUUGCUUCUGUAAUGCAGACUUUUCUGAACCAUCAACAACAAAGCAGAAGUUAGAUCUCAUAGAAUGCCAUGUAAACAGCGCCCUAGGAAUUAAUGGACAAAAUUACCAUAUAUUGUCAUAUCAGCAGUUGCAUUUUUGUAUUAUCAAUGUUGGAUCAACUAGCUCAAUGCACUUAAAUUUAAUGUGACAUAUCAAAUAUGAAGCAUGAAGAAAUAGUCAAUCAAAACAGAAUUGCCAAGCUUAUUAUGAGAAUUGUUGUUCACAAUCUUUGAUUAACAGACAAGGUUGACCAUACAGAGUACACCAUACAUCUCGGUGCAAAGUACACCAUACAGAUUUUCAUUUGACACAUGCUUGUUUUGGUUUUGCAUGGGAUUCUCUGCUAUUGUCUGUUCUUCCUUGAGCAUCGUGAAUGAUAAUCAUAAAGCAAGGUAUAUUAGAUAUGUUUGAACAGUAGACUGAGUUCCCCAUCAAGAAUGUUUCUAACUAUAAGCUAGCUUAUCUGUAGUCAAAGCAUAACUUUGUUUGGUAUACAAAUCUUAGAUACCAGAAGAACAAAGUGGUCUAUUUAAUUGAAUUGAGAAAUCCCUUUGUUAGCACCUGGGACCCCACCCUCCCUAAUAUUGAAGCAAAGAAGAACCUUGUUCCUUUCUGGCAAUAACACCUAGACAAGAGGCCCGUUCAUCUGAAUGUCUUUGCCACAGUCUCAAGGUUGUGUUUCACUUUACCUAAAACCUAACAAAGAUUCUUGGUAAUUCAAAAGUGGUUAACUCCUUCAUCUGUCCACAUGUUUUGUGGCUUUUAGUCUGGCAAGUUGAGAGAAGUUGCUCCAUUAAAGGGGCUGGCUUAAAAUGCAUUGUAGUUUUCUGAUAAUAACUGCAAAGAUCAUUCCAGUGUUUUACGUGUGAUAUUCAAUGGAUGUCCUUUAUCAAGCAAAAUAUGUUUUUAUAUGGAAUAAACAAGUAUCUGCACCUACUCUUGUGUUUUUUUAAUUUGGAAAUAUUUUUAUGAUACAUUGUUUACUUA
Rhopilema esculentum is the source of this 3907-nucleotide messenger RNA. RefSeq names its product DNA-directed RNA polymerase III subunit RPC5. The record is from RefSeq and is a predicted model, not a curated record. Gene Ontology annotation, cellular component: nucleus; RNA polymerase III complex. Gene Ontology annotation, biological process: tRNA transcription by RNA polymerase III. Lineage: Eukaryota; Metazoa; Cnidaria; Scyphozoa; Rhizostomeae; Rhizostomatidae.